AUGGCCAUGGUGGCCACUCGAACGCCGGACCUUUCCCUAAAUCCGGCGACGCUGCGGCGCUCGGUGCGACGGCGUCGCCUCACAGUCAAGGCCAAGCUGAGUUUGGUGGCCAAGAAGUCGAAACGCAUUCGCAAGAUCAAACCGACCGUUCCAGAUGUGAUCACCCAACUGGAGGCGCCCCGAGCGGACGGAGCGGAGGUGCGGAUCCCCAGCCUCGACUUCGAAACGUAGGUGUUGCAAAUGGGCCCUUAGGGCAAAUGGGAGGGAAAUGGGAUUUUUGGAGCUCAAAAUGGGUUGAGAUUCAUGUGGUGGAUGGGUAUUUUUUGGAAUUUGGUCAUGGGAAAAUGCAUGGGAAAUUUGGAAAUCUCAAAUAAUCCGUCAUCAUGACACAUUUUUGACUAUUUUUUAGACAAUUUUUGUUACGAAUUUUAAUUUUUCGUGAAAAAUAAGUGAUUUCCAGAAUUUUUGAACCAAUUUCCAUCUUGAAUUGUCUGAUUUUCCGUCAUCAUGACGGAUUUUUCGGACCUUUUUUCAAUUUUCUUUUUCACCGCACUGUGCAAGAAAUUUUUGAAAUUCUGCACGGUGCAGCUUCCUUUCAAUUUCACAGUGCGGAAAAAUUCAGCGACGAGUUUUGUUCGCACUGUGCAAAGUGACUUUUGUUGAUUGCACAGGGCAAGUUCCAGCCAACUAACUGCACGGUGCGGAAAAAUCCGGCGACAAUUUGUCGCGGCGACAAGAUUCUUGCACAGUGCAAAGCGACUUUUUGUUGAUUGCACAGUGCAAAAAAAAAAACAAAAAAUUAUUUUCGCACAGUGCAGUGGAGUUUUCUUCUGACUGCACAGUGCGGAAAAAUACGGCGACAAUUUGUCGCGGCGACAACGUUUUUGCACAGUGCAAAGUCACUUUUGUUGAUUGCACCGUGCGAUGGAAAAAUUCAGCGACGAUUUGUCGCUGCGACAAGAUUUUUGCACUGUGCAAGCUGAGACCUUUAUUGAUUGCACCGUGCGAUGAGCAGAACUUCUCUUUUGCACCGUGCGAAAUGAAAUUUGUCGCGGCGACAACAUUCUUGCACUGUGCAAUGCGACUCUUUGUUGAUGCACAGUGCGAAAAAUAAAAAAAAUUUGCACAGUGCAAAAAAAUUUUUUUUGCAAAAAUGAAAAAAAAAUCCGUAUUUUAGGUUGCACAUUCUCCGGAAUCUCCCCAUGUACUCGGAAAACCUCCGAAUACAACACCCCGCAUUGCCAUUGAAGCCGAUGGGUUCGCCGGAAUUCUCGCUGGUCCUGGAUCUGGACGAAACGCUCGUCCAUUGCAGUCUGGUCGAUCUGCCCGACGCUCAAAUGAGGUUUGAGGUAAAGAAGACAAUUUUUUUCUUUCAAAAUCUUACCGUAUUUCGUCAUCAUUUGCAAUCUAACCCAAUUUAAAAAAAAAUCUCGCUUUUUUUGUAAAAAUGACGUCAUUUUGGUGUUAAAAUUUAAAAUACGCAUUGAAAAUCUGUCUUGCAAUGUUUAGCAUGGCCCUGUCGGCUCAAAUCUUACUGCAUUUUCUAGAUUUAUUCCUUUGAAUUUCAAAUCUCUCUCAAUUUCAUCGAAAAAUUGCGAUUUUCUAGCGAAAAUCGUAAAAUUUCAUUCGAAAAAUUGUAAAAUACGUACCAGGAAUACUCGACUGUAUUCUGUGUUACUUUUACUAUAAAAAUCUUACUGUAUUUUCAAUAUUUAUCCUCUUGAAUUUCAAAUUUCUCUCAAUUUCAUCGAAAAAUUUCAAUUUUUUGCGAAAAUGCUAAAAUUUCGUUCGGAAAAUUGUAAAAUACGAACGAAGAAGUUGCUCUUCCGUAUCCUCUGUUACUUUUACUAUAAAAUUCUAACGGUAUUUUAUACAUUUAUUCCUUUAAAUUUCGAAAUUCUUUCAAUUUCAUCGAAGAAUCCCAAUUUUUUUGCAAAAAUGCUAAAAUCUCAUUCGAAAAUUUGUAAAAUACGAACCAGGACAAAAUUCGUCCGUAUCCUCUGUUACUUUUACUUUAAAAAUCUUACUGUAUUUUCUACAUUUAUUCCUUUGAAUUUCAAAUUUCUCUCAAUUUCAUUUUCAUCGAAAAAUCCCAAUUUUCUUAAGAAAAUCGUAAAAUUUCAUUUGCAAAAUUGUAAAAUACGAAUCAGGGAAAAUCGACUGUAUUCUCUGUUACUUUUACUAUAAAAAUCGUACUGUAUUUUCUACAAAAAUUGUAAAAUACGUACCAGGAAAGGAAUCGUUCUCGCUUUUACCAUCUAAUACUGUAUUUUUUUACAAAUUCCAUGGAAUUUGCAAUUUUUGAUCAAUUUCGUCCAAAAAUAAGGAUAUUUAACAAGGAAAGUACUUCUAUGGGGUGUGGAAUUACCGGUCGAGAUAUAUAUCAAAAAAUUCGCAAAAAUUUUCUGAUUCAGAAUAUAUAUAAAUUAGCUGCCUAAUUUUGGUCUGAUGACAUGUUUUUGUCCUCAGAAGUUUUCUCGCGACACCAUGCAAGUGUCUUUUUGACCGUGUUUUUAACAAUAAAAAAAAUUUGUUUUAUGCUAAACUAAAUUCUGAGGCCAUGACAAGCCUUAAAAUAUCAAAUUGGAUUACAACUACACCUUAAGAGUAGUUCCAAUGUAAAAAAUGGGUUCUAGUGUGGCAAAAAGAACCGAACCCGUUUCCCUCGGAUUUCCAACCCAGCGCUCUAACCACUCGGCCACACCGCUCUCUUCCGAAGGAAGAGACCGAGCGCGCUUUUGUUGCCGCAGAUUUUUUUCCUCGAGAAAAACAUUUAUUGAAAAAACUCGCUGCACAUCAAAACGUUUUACAUUCUACGAAAAUUUAGAAAUCCGAAUGGAUAAGAUUGUUUGUUAUGGUCAUAAAACAAACUUUUGUUCAGGAAGUUUUCUUGAAAGUUCAUCUCCGCUGUGGAGUAGCGCAAAACAUGAACUUAGCGAAAAAUCGGGGGUUUUUCGUACUUUAAAGGGCAAAAGGCCAGUUAAACCACCCAGUUUUUUUAAAAAUCAUGUUCCAAACUAUGAAAGGCACUUAUAUGGUCAUUUGCGAAUAAUUUUCCGUCCCGCCCUGUAGACCAACAAGGUCAAAGUUCAUGAAAUUCAAUAAACUUAUUUUAAUUGAAAUAACCAAUGUAAAUCAACAAGUUUUAACGCAUUUUCUCAAUUAUAGUAAAUUUUACCUUAUUUUAAUUUACUUUCAUCGUUAUACAAGACAUUACCAUUGAGCGUUUGGGCGGCGAACUCUAGGAACUCUGGACUCUUUCUCUUGACAUUCUGUCCGGUCAUGUUAUCUGGUCCGGUUUUUAAUGCUGAUCACGAUGGGGUUGGUUUCGAAUCCCGAAAUUUGAACUUUGACGCCCUUAGGGCGUUUUUUCAAAUUUUUGAAAAUCCGGGGGAAAUUUUCCGGAUUCGAUUUUCGCCCUGAAGCCGUAAGCAUAGACGGCUGAAAUUUGGCCUGAUUAUGGCCAGGCAAAAUACCCCGAGCCGUAUUUUUCAGAUUUUUGAAUUUCGCUCUAGUUUCCGAGAAAUUCGACAUACCGUGCAAAAAUUUUGAAACCCCGAAAACUUUAAAUCGCGUAGUGCGUUCGUAUAUUUGUCGUAUUUUAGAAAUAGAAUACCCACUGUAGGGUAGUUUUGCAUGCUGAAUGCUAUGGCACACGCAAAAAUUCGAAAAUUUUGAAGUCUGUGCCCUGAGGGCCGAUUUUUCGAAAAAAAAGUGCCAAAUGGACCAAAAUGCAACUUUUUGAGAAUCCCACCGUAGCUCAGAAGCCGAAAAAAAUUCAGAAGAUACUACAUCAAAUUUCGGAGCGAACUGCAUGCCGAAUUUUUGAAUUUUGACCUAGGUUAAAUUUUUUGAUAUUAAACAUGGCACCAAAAAUUUCAAAAAAUCUCGAAAUGAUAAAAUACAAAAUGCGAUAGAGAGAAGCGAAACGUGGUUCUAGAGCAAGUCAGGGACGCUGAUUCAGAAUUCGUUCUCAGAGUCCAGAAAUUCCGUCAUCUUGAUGGCGAAAAUUGAAAAAUUCUGAAAAGUGCGCUGAGCUGAAAAAUCGAAAACCUCUGUACUGUAGCGGGUUAAGGUCUCUGUUCUUCCGCAAGACUUCCCGACUAUUCUGGAUCUAUUUUUUGGACCUUUGCAUGCUUCAAAACAGUUUUAAUGCAACAAAAAAGUCUAAAAAUAGGUGAAAAACCCGCAAAAUUAAAAAAUCGAUAAAACUUUUUGCUGUCGAAAAAUUUGGAGGCCGUAGAAAAAUAUAAUACUCUACUUACCACGCUCUACAAUCUUAUCCAUUCGCUUUUUACUAAUUUCGUAGCAUUUUUUUGUAAAACCUUGUAGAAGUUUACAAACCUGUUCCACUCCAACCCUAAAAAAUCCCGAAACACAAAAAUUCUACGUACCCAGAAGGAAUCAAAAAAUAGAAUACUGUUCUGACUUUCUUAUUCACGCAAAUACGACCCAAAACAAUUACGUUUUCACGGAGUAAUUAAUUGAAGAAGAAACUAAAUUUAUUUUCGCUUUUUUGGCAACUUUGGCAUUGUGUUGCAGUUUUGAUGUGCGCUGAUAGACCAAAAUUAGGCAGCUAAUUUAUAUAUAUUCUGAAUCAGAAAAUUUUUGCGAAUUUUUUGAUAUAUAUCUCGACCGGUAAUUCCACACCCCAUAGAAGUACUUUCCUUGUAAGGAAAACUACAACUUUUUUUAAAAUUGUAAAAUACGUAUUAGGAAAUUGUUACCGAUUUCAUCCAAAAAUAUUGAUAUUAAAAAAAUUAAAACUUUUUUUUUUAAUUUUAAAAUACGAACCAGGAAAUUGUGACCGAUUUCAUACAAAAAUAAUGAUAUUAAAAAAAUUAAUUUUUUUUAAAAUUUUAAAAUACGAACCAGGAUGAAGGAUCAAUUUCAUAUCAUUAUUUUUGGAUAUUUCGUCCAAAAAUAAUGAUGUUUUGGGCAAAAAUAAUUUUUUUUAAAUUGUAAAAUACCAACCAGGGAUUGUGAUCAAUUUAAUCCAAAAAUAAUGAUAUUUAAGGAAAAAAUAAUUUGUUUAAAUUGUAAAAUACGUACCAGGAAUUAAGGAUCGAAUUCAUAUAAAAUAAUGAUGUUAAAAAAAUUAAAACUUUUUUUUAAUUGUAAAAUACGAACCAGGAAGUAAUGAUCAAUUUAAUACAAAAAUAAUCAUAUUUUGAACCAAAAUUAAUUUGUUUUAGAAUUGUAAAAUACGAACCAGGAUGUAAGAUCAAUUUCAUCUAAAAAUAAUGAUAUUUAAAAAAAAUUAAACUUUUUUUAAACAAAAAAUAAAACUUUUUUUUUAAAAUUGUAAAAUACGAACCAGGAAAAUUUCGAGUGUAUUUUCUGUUACUUUUACCAUACAUUUCACGCUGCAUUUUCCACAAUCUUUCAUGAAAUUCGCCAUUUUUGCCAAUUUUUUUCCAAAAAUUAUGAUUUUUUUGGGCAGAAAUGGUAAUUUUUCUUUCUAAAAUUGUAAAAUACGUUCCGAAAAAGGUAUCCCUUAAAAAUUCUCCAUGUUUUUCUCCAUAUAAUUCAUCCUGUACUUUCCACACUUUUCGUUUAAUUUUUGUUUUUUCGCAAUUUUAUCCAAAAUUUUUAUCCAAAAAGAAAAAAAAGAUGAUAUUUGGGGGAAAAAAUCAAAAAUUUCUUCUGGAAUUGUAAAAUACGUUGCACUCCGGGUCUGGUAAAAACCAAAAAAUUAAAUGGAUAAAUGUGGGAAUACCGUAUGAAUUAGGUGAAGAAAGGCAUGAAGAAUUAUUACAGAAUACCUUUCAAUGUCGUAUUUUACGUUUUCAGAAGGAAGUUUUGAUUUUUUUGCCGCAAUUUUUUUCCAAAAAAGAUGAUAUUUGGGCGAAAAAAUCAAAAUUUUCUUCUGAAAAUGUAAAAUACGAUAUUGAAAGGUAUCUUGUAAUAAUUCUCCAUGUCUUUCUCUGCCAAAUUCACACUGUGUUUUCCACAUUUAUCCGUUUAAUUUUUGAUUUUUCACAAUUUUUUCCAAAAAAAGAUGAUAUUUGGGCGAAAAAUUAAAAAUUUUCUUCUGAAAAUGUAAAAUACGGCAUUUUGAAUUGUGUCUAGAUAUUUCCCCAUGCUUUUCUCUACGAAAUUCAUACGGCAUUUCCACAUUUUUUCAUUUAAUUUUUUGUUUUUUUCGCAGUUUUUUCCAAAAAACGUGAUAUUUGGGCGAAAAAUUCAAAAUUCCUUCUGAAAUUGUAAAAUACGGCCGCCAGACUCAUGUCUAAAUAAUUCUCCAUGCUUUUCUCCACCUAAUUCAUCCUGUACUUUCCUAAUUUCCCCCCAUUCUCAGGUCGAAUUCGAAGAAAACAACUGCCGAGGGACGCUGGAAGUGUCGGUUCGAAUUCGGCCGUUCCUCUUCGAAUUCCUGGCGCGGAUGUCGCAAUACUUCGAAAUUAUCCUCUUCACGGCCAGCAAGAAAGUGUACGCGAACAAGCUGGCGGACCUGUUGGACCCUGAGGGCAAAUUCUUCCAUCAUCGCCUGUUCCGCGAGCACUGCGUGUACGCGUUCGGCACCUACGUGAAAGACCUGAAUGUGCUCGGAAGGGACGUGAACAAGACCAUCAUCAUCGACAACAGCCCGCAAUCCUUCGCCUACCAUGUGGACAACGGGAUCCCCAUCGAAAGUUGGUUCGUGGAAAAAGAGGACCAAGAGCUCGCCAAAUUGGUCCCGUUCUUGGAGAAAAUACAUCUGGAAAAGGUGGGAAAUAACCUCAUAUUACAGUAAAGACCAUACGAAAUUAUUUAAAAUCCAUUUAAACAUCGAAUUUAAGCCAGAUUUGGUAGAAAAUCAAGAUUUUUCAUGAAAAAUCAUCGAAAUUUGCGUAUUUCAGGCUAAAAAUUGUAAAAACGAUAAAAAUUGUGAAUGUUUUUGGGUUUUUAUUGUAAAAUACGCCGUCAAAAACUCUUCGGCUUCUAAAAUGCACAAUUUUUAAUUGAGAUUCGGCUUAAAAAUAAGUUUUUUUUUUGAAAAAUCAUCAAAAAUUGAUAUUUUUGGCGAAAAUGCUGACAAAAUUUUGAUUUGUAUAAUUUCUUGAACUUAUACUGGAAAAUAUUUUAUCUAAAACAAUAAAACUUUGAUUUGCAAAGCGAUAGUAUACCAAAAAGCAUGAAAAAUCAAGUUUUUAGGCAAAAAAUUGUUAAAAAUAAUGAUAUUUUUGAAAUUUUUUAAAAUUUUUGUAAAAUACGAAAUUCUUAAAGGUGUUGCUGAUUAAAAAAAGAAAAAAAAUGUUCUUGGAGAUAUUGUAAAACCAAAAUCUCGAAAAAAUUUGACGAAAAUCCACCAAAUUUUGCGUAUUUUAGCCUGCCGACGUGCGCCCUCUGAUCCGCGAAAGGUACGGGCUCAGCGAGCUGAUCGACGCCCUCCCCCCACCCGCACAGCCCGAUUACACAGUCCAUCACAUAACCUCAGCCUAG
Molecule: messenger RNA, 7425 nt
Organism: Bursaphelenchus xylophilus (pine wood nematode)
Lineage: Eukaryota; Metazoa; Nematoda; Chromadorea; Rhabditida; Aphelenchoididae
Source: the annotation of a GenBank genome assembly